Messenger RNA from Xenopus tropicalis (tropical clawed frog), 4352 nucleotides. It is a transcript of the gene mrtfa, whose product is annotated as myocardin related transcription factor A. Gene Ontology annotation, molecular function: transcription coactivator activity. Bases 602 to 3349 code for a protein of 915 amino acids. Lineage: Eukaryota; Metazoa; Chordata; Amphibia; Anura; Pipidae. Gene Ontology annotation, cellular component: nucleus. The record is from RefSeq and is a predicted model, not a curated record. Gene Ontology annotation, biological process: positive regulation of transcription by RNA polymerase II. The transcript is spliced from 18 exons.
CGGGGCUAGAAAGUAGCUUGGAAUUACCAUGUUGCUGCACCCUGAGCUUGUGGCUGUACCAGGGCAAGGUUUGGGGUUGGUGCUGUGACGGCGCUUUAUGGGACAAGGAGAGUACAGGCUUUGCUGGUCACGUCCUUAGUACUUAUGCAGUAACUGUGAAUGGUGGCAUGGAAGAGAGAUGCCAAUUCUUUGUGGGGAAAUAAACCAGGGCUGGUGACAUGCAGGUUUGAAUUUUUCCCCAGUUAUACCAUAUGCUGAUUUUAAAGGAGAAGGAAAGGUCCCAGUCACCAAAACCAGGGUGGAUUUCUCCGACUUCUCCCGCUUACAGCCCCCAUCUACCUCUGAGAGCAGAUAUGGUGGGGGAGGGCAUAAUGAGCUUGAUGAAGAAGCCUCAACCUCUGGGGGUGCCUCUGCUCCCAGCCCUCAGAGUGAGGCGGUCACAAAUGAUCUGCAAGAACUCUCUCUUCAGCCUGGGGCCAAUGUUCAGGUCCCCUUCUCCAGGCCAUGUCCCAAUAGCCCACCUCUGAGUGAGAGAAAGAAUGUCCUGCAGCUCAAGCUCCAGCAGAGGAGGACGCGAGAGGAGCUGGUGAAUCAGGGAAUAAUGCCACCUUUGAAGAGUCCUGCAGCUUUUCAUGAACAGAGGCGUAGCUUGGAGAGGGCACGGACUGAGGACUACCUAAAGCGCAAGAUCCGAUCUCGACCUGAGCGUGCAGAGCUGGUUAGGAUGCACAUAUUAGAAGAAACUUCCGCUGAGCCCUCUUUACAAGCUAAGCAGAUGAAGCUGAAGCGGGCACGUUUGGCUGAUGACCUCAAUGAAAAGAUCUCUCAGCGCCCAGGUCCCAUGGAAUUAGUGGUGAAAAACAUUCUUCCAGUGGAAACUAGUUUAAAGGAGGCCAUUAUUGAUGUGGAUUAUCCUAAGGUGGUAGACAACUCUUCUUUUGAUGAGGACAGCAGCGAUGCUCUUUCUCCUGAACAACCAGCAAGCCAGGAGUCCCAGGGAUCCAUACCAUCGCCUCUAGAAAUGAGGCCUAGUGAAACAACCCCCAUACCAUUGCUGUCUCCAUGCCAGUUGCAGGCUUUUCCAUGUGUACAGCUUGGCACUGACCCCUUUAACCAAGAUUCCUUGCAAAGCACCACAAUAACCAUCAGCAAUGGCCUGACUGCCUCUAUCUGCAAAUCUCUGCCAGCACUAGUAAAGCAAAGCCAACCAAAACCAUCUAUUGAGAAGUCCCAGCGCACCAAGAAACCAAAAGAGCCCAAGCCCAAGGUGAAGAAGCUGAAGUAUCACCAGUACAUCCCACCUGAUCAGAAGCAGAAGGGGACUCCAGCCAUGGACUCUUCCUAUGCCAAACUCUUACAACAGCAGCAACUAUUCCUUCAGCUUCAGAUCAUAAACCAACAGCAGCAUCAGCAUUACAACUACCAGACAAUACUCCCUGCCCCUCCAAAGCCUCUGCCAGACCAGCAGAACACAAACGGCUCCAGCUCUACCACAGUGCGCUCCAUGCCUACAGUUGGCCCUUCCACCUUGGCCACACCAACAAUAACAAGGCAAAACAGCAAUGUGGCAGUUGGUGGAAGAACUGGGCCAUUGCCACACAACUUAGAUGAGAUGAAGGUAGCAGAGCUGAAGCAGGAGUUAAAACAUCGUGGACUUCCUGUGUCAGGGACCAAGAUUGACCUUAUAGAGAGGCUAAAGGCGUCACAAGAUCCCAACACAGUCACAGUGCCACCUGUGGCAAAACCCACACCAGUACAGCCAGCAAAGCCACCUGAAGUAAUGCCUACCCUCUCCAUCUCCUGUCUUAAUACAACAGAAUCCACAAAGCUCUGCAGUACUAGCUCAACACCCCCUGGAUCGCCUUGUCCUUCAGAGGUUUCCGUAGUCAGCAUGGAUGAAGUCUCCAUCAUCAGUGAUGCUUUAGGUGAGACCAUUGCAUGUCCUGUCACCCAGCAAGUUCUGCAGAAUUCUUCAGCUCCAGUAACUGAGAAGUCUUCAUCAGACCCUCGAGACAAAGACCUUAUGCUACGUGAGAAGGACAAGCAGAUUGAAGAGCUAACACGGAGACUGAAACAAAAACAGGAGUUAGUAGAACGGCUCAGGCAGCAGCUUGAGCAGGAGAAACGGACACAGCAACAUCACAGUGCCGACGACCAGCAGGCUUUAAUUCUUGCAGUUAAACAAGAGCCUGUGUCCCUAACCAUUGAUUCCAUUAAUAACAAAAAGGAGACCUCUGAGGCGAGCAAUAAUGUGAAGAAGGAACUUAACCGGGUUAUCGCUUGCCAGCAAGAAACACAGCUUUUAAUAGGUUCUAUGUCCGGUGGCAUUGAAGGGAAAGUAGACGGCUCUGGAGGAACAAAAUUAGUCUUUACACUGGCCAGCCCUAGCAGCCAGCUUCCUGAAGAAAACAGGCAAAUAGUUUUACAGAGAGUUCCUACCCCGCCAUCAUCUCUCCACCCUACCAACUCGCUGCCAAAGCAAGAGGUGCUCCUUAACCACUGUGCCCUCCAGAACCAGAAGCCGGCCCUGCAGCUUAUGCCAGGGACUGUCUUGUCAUUGUCACCUUCUAAUCUGCAGCCCAUUUUAAACAUGAACGGAUUCCAGAAACGGCCAGCGGACACUUCCAACUCCUCUAUACAGAAACAGAAGCCGGUGCAUAAUGAAUCUCCAGCAACACCGCCCCCACAGCCAGAGCCUGAGCCGCCACCACACAGUAUUUUUUUAACUGCUUCUUCACCUCCAUGGUCAAAAGAUCCCCCUGGAUAUGAGGAAGCAGUGAAACAGCAGCCCAGCAGUUCUGAGGAUGGUCGUCCUGGAGGCCUCCAAGCAGAAGAAUUUUUUGACCUUUUGAUCCAGAAUUUAGACCUCCCUUCAGAAUUCAAGGAUUAUCUGGUGCCAUGUCUUAAACAGACAUCUCCCAGUCACCCAGCUGUACAAACGGUGCCACAGGUUGAAAUGCCACCACCGCCUUCACCUAUUCAGUCUGCACUAGGAAGGCUGGAGGAUUUCCUAGAGAGUUCAACUGGCAGCCCACUACUACGGGGGAACCAAGAUGGUCCUGCUUUUAUGCCUCUUAUUGAUGACCUCCAUAGCCAGAUGCUGAGCAGCUUGGCCAUCUUAGAUCACCCACCCUCACCUAUGGACACAUCUGAUCUGCACUUCUCCCCUGUAGGAGACUCCCUAGGAUUAGACAUUUCUGAACCUCCUUUGGAUGGUAUGGACUGGCUUGAGCUGUCUGAGCCUCCGGCUAUGAAUCUGACUCCACUCAGCACAGCUACCCCCAGUGUCUUUUCCACUGAUUUCUUGGACAGCCAUGAUCUGCAGUUACACUGGGAUUCCUGUUUAUAACCUAGCUAUUAGUUGGGGAUUAAGAAACAAAUGUGGAUGAAGAACGAGUUCAGCACUUUUCCUGGCCCCUUUAGGAAAUUCCUUCUUUGCCCCCCUUGAGUGGUACUUACGGAAACUGAAAGAAAAUGCUCAGUUCAGGGUGCCAAAUUGUAGGGAAUCCUUAGUUGCUACCCUUGAGAAGGCCCCUGACUACCUUCAUUAAAGACACAUGUAAGAUGGGUAAGCAAGUCAAUAAGAACUAUGCAUUGUCUCUAACCAGUUGUUCAUCCUUGAUGCACUGUUCAAAUGUGCCACAAGCUCCUUAGCUUCAGAUACCUUGCCCUUUAUAUUGCUUUCUGUGUCAAAGCUCAUCCCAAGCACUUGUAAGAAACUGUCCAGUGCUGUAAGUCACCCCUGGUCGAUAUGCCUGUCUGGAAGGUAGUGAUGUUAUCUUGCCAUUUGUAACUACUGGGUAGAAAUACAUGGCUGGGAAUUCAGCAUCUGAUAUCCAAAGACUAAGGUUAGUGCUGCUGUAUAAUUUCUAGGUCCCCCUUCCCAGGAAUCUGAAACUGCUGAGGAGAUUAAGUUCAGCCAUGACUCUUGGUGUAAACGCAAAGCCCCACUUUUUCCCCUUAUAGUUGCUCAUAUCGUGUUCAAUCUAUGGCACUUCUGUUCACCCAACUGGAACCCUUGCCGAACUCAUGACAGUUUAUAUCCUUGGUGUGUUCUGCAAACGGUUUGGGUUCUUUCACUAUCGACCCACCUCUGGUUUGGUGAACAAUUUAUUUUUCUCUUUCCUUUCUUUUUUAUGUUUUCCCAUCAUGAAUGCUGGGUACCUGGAAUCCUUGCUCACAUCCGUGAAAUGAAUGUAAAAUGCGGAUGAAUAUCUGUCUUUUCUCAGUAAUGUUGUGAGACAUAGGCAAAAAAAAUGAGUAAAUUCAUAAAAGGAAGUAAAAUACCAAAAACAUUUAAAAAAAAAAAUAAAAAAUCACAUCAUGGAAUAAAGAGCUGUUGGAAGGUGAAA